AUCUCGUGCUUUUCGUGAGGCAGCCAUGGCGAGCAACUCGCAAAAAGCAGACAAAAAUAGAAAUAAAAGCAAAAAGAUGGAGAAUGAAGCUUCAGAAAAUCCUCCAUUGUCUGACAAUACAGAUUUGGCUCCUUCUGAGGACUCGCAGUCCCUUUUCAAGACUGAACCACUGGAAAAGGUUUUAAAUGAGAUCAGCAAAGAAAUUAAUAACUUGCUGUCAAAAUAUGCUGACACUAUAAGUGCAAGAAUAGCAUUGGAUUCUUCUUAUGUCCAGGAACUUGAUGAGAUCCUAAAAGAAGCCAGGGCCAUAGAAAAGCAUUUGAAGCAGAAAAGGGAGAAGCUGAAACAGAGAUUCGCUGUCAUCGCCAAUAGUCUGCAAAGCUAAAUGGAGUUUGUUAUGAAAACGUAGAGCCAAAGUUUUGUUCGUGUAUGAAAACAAAUCGGGAUGAGUGUUGUCAUGUCUGUUUCUUGUAUAAAUAUUUCUGUCAGUUCAGGAAACUUCCAACAAGUUAAGCAGCUACUUAGUGUUUAAAUACAU
Melospiza georgiana is the source of this 538-nucleotide messenger RNA. RefSeq names its product testis expressed 12 (gene TEX12). The record is from RefSeq and is a predicted model, not a curated record. Lineage: Eukaryota; Metazoa; Chordata; Aves; Passeriformes; Passerellidae. Bases 26 to 385 code for a protein of 119 amino acids. The transcript is spliced from 4 exons.